AUUGGUAUUUUGACAUUGAUAGUGGAAUUGUUCUAGCUCCAUGUUGAACAUCCACAUUGUGUCAAGCCUUGUUAUUAUCAAUUUACUAGUUUUUUUCCAUUUCAUACAAGUUAUCAUCUUGAUUUUACACAAAGUACAUCAGGUAUUAUUAGAUACUUUCUGUGAGGUUAAAAGAAAAAGUGAGGGGAAGAAAGAGGUGGAUCUCGAAAACAAACAGAAUAUAGCAACCAAUUUCAUCUCUUGCUUCAUAUUUCUUCACUACCCAUCAAUGCUUAAGAAGCUCAACAGAAUCACUAGGCUCAAUCUUGGGCAUUCUAUCUCCAUCACCGCAGCAUUUAAACAAUACUCAACCCUUCCCUUAAACCCUUACGCAAACCCCACAGAGCCCUUAACAAAACCCCAGCUCAAGAUCCUGGUUCUCUCCCAAUACUCUCAUGUGAACUUCUCCAACCUUGUCCAGAAUGUCAUUGCUUUGCCCUCUGUCCUCCUCACUGUGUGCCAAAACCUCACCAGCCCUGGUAACACAACGCGAGAGACAACUCAGUUGCUCCCUCAUUUUCUGGAUUCCGUCUCCAAAUGCUUCUCCAUAAUUGAAAUGAGUGGUGAAAUUAGAGAAAAUGAGUUUGAUGUUGUGUCUUGCUGUGUCAAAAUGACACAAUGAAGGGAUAGAGGUGAGCCUCUGGUCCUGCCCAAUUUGAAAUUGAAGAUCUUGAUUGAAGCUAUGAGGAUGGUAUUGGUAAUUGUCUAUUAUGAACGGUUUGUCACAUUUUCUUACGGGGGCUGUGUUGGUAUGGGAAGGCAUACUGCAAUUAGGUGCCUUAAAAGCUCUGUACAAAAUCUAAGUUGGUGGUUUAGUGUUUCGUUUAACCGUGAGAACUUUCAGAAGUGUAACAUAGAUAAAUUGUGUUUGUUUAUUGAGGAGAAAAUUAAGGAUAUGAUGUUGAUUGGUAUGCUCAAGAGGUUGUUUGAUUGUGAAGUAGUGAGAAUUGAACUGGGUGGGAGUUAUUUAGGAAGAGGGUUUCCCUAGGAAUCUGGCGUGUGUUCAAUUUUGAUUAAUAUUUACUUUGAUGGUUUGGAUAAAGAGAUCCAAGAUAUGCGCCUUAAAAUGAAUCAGAAUGAUCCCAAACUUGAUUUGAAUGAGCUUGUUUCCGCCUCAGAUGUCUUUUAUAAACCGGAAAAGAUAUAUGCUGUAAGGUACUUGGAUGAGUUAUUGGUCAUAACGUCAGGGUCUAAGAUUUCAAUAUUGGAUUUGAAGAACCAGAUCUUGAACUUUUUGGAGGUGAAUUUAGAUUUGAAGGUUGAUAGAGUAAAAACAGCUGUCCAUGGUGGCUGUUUCAGAAAAUUAACUUCUUAGGGAUGGAACUGCAAGCUUUUUCACCUUCAGUUUUGUAUCCCCCUAUGUUAGAGAAAGCAAUUAGAGCAAAGAAGAAGUAUCUCAGACAGAAGGAAGUUAGCGCUUUGGAAUUGAGAAAUGCCUGGGAGGGGAAUCGGAGGAAAUUAGAUAUCAGUGCCUUAUCCAUCAAACGUAGAGGGCACAAAUCUACCAAAGGAAGAGGGCACAAAUUAAUCUACCGGUACCAUUUGCCAAAACGGAAAACUACCAAAGGUAGAGAGCACAAAUUAAUGUACCGGUGCCAUUUGCCAAAAC
Messenger RNA from Rubroshorea leprosula, 1648 nucleotides. The record is from the annotation of a GenBank genome assembly. NCBI's taxonomy places the organism in Eukaryota, Viridiplantae, Streptophyta, Magnoliopsida, Malvales, Dipterocarpaceae.